AUGGAUCCACUGAAGUAUAUCUUCCAGAAGGCGAUGCUGACCGGAAAGUUAGAUAUGUGGCAAAUGUUGUUGACUGAAUUUGACAUUGUGUAUGUGACUCAGAAAGAUAUAAAGUUGAAAGAACAUCCAGUCCAUCGUUCCCAUGUAGAAGCAGAACCAGACGGUUUGCUACGGUAUUUCGAUAUAAAGAAGUAUUUGGAGUCCGGGAUUUAUCCUGAAGAUGCUGCAUCCAAUAAGAAGAAGCCGAUACGCCGUAUGGCUCUCAAUUUCUUUCUAAGUGGAGAAAUCUUAUAUAGGAGAACUCCAGACUUAGGUAUUCUCAGAUGUGUUGAUGUUGUUGAAGCUGCGAAGCUUAUUGAACACAUUCAUGUUGGAGUUUGUGGCACACAUAUGAAUGGGCUCACUUUGGCAAGAAAGGUCCUUUGA
Molecule: messenger RNA, 426 nt
Organism: Solanum pennellii
Lineage: Eukaryota; Viridiplantae; Streptophyta; Magnoliopsida; Solanales; Solanaceae
Exons: 2
Coding region: 1-426 (141 amino acids)
Source: RefSeq, a predicted model, not a curated record